GCGCUCGCCCCACACACGCCCAAUGGCGCCUGGGUGCUGCCCCCUGAGAAUCGCCCGAGUUUCCUCUCUGUCUCCCCACAGGACUGCCAGUUCGCCCUGGGGGGCAAGGGCCAGAGCCCAGACCUGCAGAUGCUGGCUGUGUACUCCCUGCUGCCCUUUGACAACCAGGAUGGUGGCGUGUGGAAGCAGGGCUUUGAUAUCACCUAUGAGCCCAAUGAGUGGGACGCUGAGCCCCUGCAGGUGUUUGUGGUGCCACACUCCCACAACGACCCGGGCUGGAUCAAGACUUUUGACAAGUACUACUAUGACCAGACACAGCACAUCCUUAACAGCAUGGUGCUGAAGAUGCAGGAGGAUCCGCGCCGGCGCUUCAUCUGGUCUGAGAUCUCCUUCUUUUCCAAGUGGUGGGACAACAUCAGUGCCCAGAAGCGGGCUGCGGUGCGGAGGCUGGUUGGCAACGGGCAGCUGGAGAUGGUGACGGGUGGCUGGGUGAUGCCCGACGAGGCCAAUUCCCACUACUUUGCCAUGAUCGACCAGCUGAUCGAGGGGCACCAGUGGCUGGAGAAGAACAUCGGUGUGACGCCCCGGUCGGGCUGGGCUGUCGACCCCUUUGGGUACAGCUCCACCAUGCCCUACCUGCUGAAGCGCUCCAACCUGACGGGCAUGCUCAUCCAGCGAGUGCACUACGCCAUCAAGAAGCACUUUGCUGCCACUCAGAACCUGGAGUUCAUGUGGAGACAGACAUGGGAUCCAGACACCAGCACCGACAUCUUCUGCCACAUGAUGCCUUUCUACAGCUACGAUGUGCCCCACACCUGUGGGCCAGACCCCAAGAUCUGCUGCCAGUUCGACUUCAAGCGCCUGCCGGGUGGCCGGAUCAACUGCCCCUGGAAGGUGCCUCCCCGAGCCAUCACUGAUGCCAACGUGGCAGAGCGAGCCCAGCUGCUGCUGGACCAAUACCGCAAGAAGUCCAAGCUGUACCGCAGCAAGGUGCUGCUGGUGCCCCUGGGAGAUGAUUUCCGCUACGACAAGCCGCAGGAGUGGGAUGCCCAGUUCCUCAACUACCAGCGCAUCUUCGACUUCCUCAACUCCCGACCCGACCUCCACGUCCAGGCACAGUUUGGGACGCUCUCCGACUACUUUGAUGCCCUGUACAAGAAAGUGGGCAUCGUGCCAGGGAUGAAGCCGCCCGGGUUCCCAGUGCUGAGUGGGGAUUUCUUCUCCUAUGCGGACCGGGAGGAUCACUACUGGACAGGCUAUUACACCUCCCGGCCUUUCUACAAGAGCAUGGACCGGGUGCUGGAGGCCCACCUCCGGUGA
Cariama cristata (Red-legged seriema) is the source of this 1320-nucleotide messenger RNA. Its product is annotated as alpha-mannosidase 2x-like. The record is from RefSeq and is a predicted model, not a curated record. Gene Ontology annotation, cellular component: Golgi membrane. The transcript has 8 exons. NCBI's taxonomy places the organism in Eukaryota, Metazoa, Chordata, Aves, Cariamiformes, Cariamidae. The annotation marks the transcript as partial. Gene Ontology annotation, biological process: N-glycan processing; mannose metabolic process; protein deglycosylation. Gene Ontology annotation, molecular function: alpha-mannosidase activity.